UUUUUUUUGUCGAUAAAAUUAGAUGUAGUACUCAGCCUUAACGGGUUAGAAGUCCCACCCCUAUAACAUUGUAUUUUUUUUUUGUUGGCAACACUGGCUUGUUUUCGUUGCCGAGGUUUGGGCCUCCACUGCCUAGCAUUCUAUCGUCACUUGUCACUUGACAGUGGUCCUGGCAACAAGUCAGCUCAAGAGCAAUUGUGAAAUUGUUUUGUACUGAUUUAAUAUUUUUAUAGUGAAAACUAUACUUUUGGAAGAAAUUGUUUAUUAUUUUAAUAAAACAAAAAUUAAUACGAUGGAAGCGGAAAACUUCACUAAACAGGAAGAGGAGGUCGAGGCUUUGGCCUCCAUAUAUGGAGACGAUUGGCUCGUGGAGAGCCAUAAAACGAGAUCGUAUAGCAUAAAAAUAACGACAAAGAAAUUGGAGGCUACAUUAUAUGUGACUAUGCCAAAAUCUUACCCUUCCCAGUCACCCCCCAGCUACGAACUUUCCGCGCCCUGGAUGGAUCGGAACGACAAGGCACAACUGCAUCAAGCUUUAGACGAAAUCUAUUCAGAGAAUGUUGGUGAAAGUGUAAUUUUCCAAUGGGUAGAGAAGAUACGAGAGGUGAUGCUGACUAUAAAACCAAGGAAAAGAGAAAUGAAUAGGAAGAAGAGCCGCUCUAAAUCCAAGUCUCCCACGGAAUCUAUGACAUCAUUGCUAGAAAGUGCGUGUCCGGAAAUAAUCCAUGCUGAAGUAAUUAUUGACAGAAAGAGUAUAUUCCAAGGUCAUGCAGCUGAAGUUCAUUCCAUUGAUGAUGUAAAUACGGUCCUCACAAAACUGAAGACGAACAAAAAAAUUAAUAACGCGAAACACAACAUGUUCGCUUACCGCAUCCAGAAGAAGACUGGCAAGGGUACCACCAUCCUGCAGGACUGUGACGACGACGGCGAGGCGCACGCCGGCGGCAGGAUGCUGCAUCUACUGCAGAUUUUGGACCAGAAGAAUACACUAGUUGUUGUGACUCGCUGGUACGGUGGCAUACAGCUUGGCCCCGACAGAUUCCGUCACAUCAACAAUGCCACGAGACAGGCUAUCCAACAAGCUGGACUUUUGAAUAAAUGACAGACUGUAUGUUAUAAAAUUGUGAUGUACAGGUUGUGUUAGAAUGAACGAAAGUUUAUUCUAGUACAUCUUGUCGGUACUUAAAAUUAUUGAAUUUUCUACUGUAAUGUAACACGAUAGAGUCCAAUCUGAUAGCAUUUGGUUGUAAUUUUUUUUUAAAGAUGACUUGUGUUGUAUUUUUCUACAUUAGGUAGUAACAGAUUUUAGUCCUUUAGCUAUCAAAAUCCUACUUCAAAGAAUAAUUUUGUCAUAAUGAAACUGUUUCUCUGUACCCAUAGAACGAGUUUGCUUUACGAAAACGAAACGACAGCGCGUUCGGCGCUCUGAUUGGCCGGCUCGAAAGAACCAACCAAUCAGAGUGUCGAACGCACUCGUUAAACGUAAAACAGACUCGUACUAAGUUUUUUAUUAAAUCCAACUAAACAGUAAUAAACCUAGUAGUGCCUUUGCAUAUUAAUCAGAUGUCAAGAAAUAUUUUAAUUAUAACAGCUUAUACACCCUUUUCGCAGAUAGAUCUUAACUAUACGAUACCACAAGUCUAUACAUAUAUAUAAUUGUAUUGUUUUAAAUACACCUAUAGAGGAAUGAUAUACAACUUUAUACCUUAUGACAGUAAUAUUAUAGUCGAUUUUCAAAAACAGUUGUCACCAUGUAGGUGUUCAUUUCUGUUAUAAGACUUAUUAGUAGUAGCUAUGUAUUUUUUAGUGGAACAUAGUAAUGUUUGUGAUUUUAUUAGAUCUUGUAUGUGUAUAUUAAUGUUUAAUUGUAAAUAUUGUUCCUGUAAGAGUGUAAAUUGUUCAUAGAUUUUCUUAUUACUUACCAAAUAGAAUUGAUAUUAUGUGUAAAUGAAAUUAUUAAGCUAUCAUUUUGAGAAAUUAACAUUUUAAGUUGAUACUAAAUCUAAUGUAAUUAAAUAUAUUUUGAUGCUGUGAAAUUGUAAAUGAAAAUAAAAGUCUUUAAUUUGUAAAAUAAAUGUAUUAUGGUGUAUUAUGGUUUGGUAUGGUAUUUUAUUAUUAUGGUGUAUAUUUAAUUGAUUUAUUAUGGUGUAUCCGACUCAUGUGAUAACUUUUGCUGAGCAAUAUUCUCUUACUACUACGUUUCAAUACAAAGCAACGACACGCCUUUUAUCCCCGAAAGGGUAGGCAGAGGUGCUCAUUACGACACGUAAUGCCGCUAUACAAUGUACACCCACUUUUCACCAUCUGUAUUAUAAGUCCCAUGUAAUAGGGGGUGAGCCUAUUGCCAUAUACUGGACAUAAAUGAUAAAUGAUAUUUAUUUCUGUAAAUAGGUUAUAAAAUUUCAAAUUCAUUUUUUCAAUUUCAAAUAGCUAGAUGAGGCCUUCUAGGAAAUGCCGGCCUCAUCUAGCUAUUUGAAAUAUUGACGUGUAAAAGUGUUAUUUUAUAAACUAUUAACAGAAAUAAAUAUCAUUUAUCAUUUAUCAUUUAUGACUACUCUGAGAAGAAAUGCCGAAACAAACUCAGAGGUCAUAGUCUCUUUUAAAGUCCAGACAAUGAAAUAGAGGAUAAUGUGAGAGAACCGUGCAAGUUGAUUCUGUAGUGGUCUUUAGAGGAAAGAACCACAACAGUAUGAGCGGACCUGUUCAGAUGGCAGUACGCAUGUGUCAGUUUACAAUCAGCUCA
This is a messenger RNA of Spodoptera frugiperda (fall armyworm), 2743 nucleotides long. RefSeq names its product protein IMPACT-A. The coding region runs from base 293 to 1102 and encodes 269 amino acids. Gene Ontology annotation, biological process: regulation of translational initiation. Lineage: Eukaryota; Metazoa; Arthropoda; Insecta; Lepidoptera; Noctuidae. The transcript is spliced from 6 exons. The record is from RefSeq and is a predicted model, not a curated record. Gene Ontology annotation, molecular function: protein binding. Gene Ontology annotation, cellular component: cytoplasm.